CGGCGCUUAUCUCCAUGUGUUGCUCAGGCAGGCAGGCAGGCAGACAUGGCCGUAGAUCACUUACCUACACAUGGGGCAUAGAUGUCUGGGUCAGGACGGUGCACAUGAACGCUCCGUACAGACUGCCAUCCAUUCCAUUCAGGUAGAGACAUACAAGAACGUAACGACUCCACACGUGACAUGACAUGCCCGUCGAUGAGGCAAGACUAAGCAGCCGAGCCGAAAGCAAGGCAUGAAACUACACAACUUGGACAUGCAUCUCUUCAUUUUGAUGGCCAAAAGAAAAGAAAAGGCGCCUCAACUAGGGCAAGACUGCGCAGCCGACUGAAAGACGUGAAACUACACCUCUCUUUUGCAAAAUGCCAACAAGCAUCUGACUGACUGACUGCCAGGCAUACAUCUGCACACACAUCCGCACAGGGCCGACCCACAUUCUCCCACGGUGACCGAUCGUUUGGGUCCCUCCGUCUGUGUCCGAUUGACCGGAAGGAAAAUGGAUAGCCAGCCCCUUAUCAGCAGGCAACACCACAACUCCCCUGUACACAUAGGUGCCCAACAGCGUGCCGUCCGUCAUACGACCGAUGGCUCUCCCUGACAAUUGUCAGACAUACGAACAAGAAGACACGAGAUAUUUUCCUGGCUUCACUGUCGCUUUCGGCUCGCUCUUCAUUGCUCACCUCGUGAGCAUUCCUUGCAGCCGUCCGGACCUUUCGCCGCACAUAGAUGCUCCAUGCAAACGGCCCGACUCGAGAGAGAAUCGUCACAAGAGUGAAGAAGGCAGACACAACGAACAGCAUCGCAUUGCUGGCCUCCGUCGCCCACAGGAUCGUCAGCACCAAAAUGGGCACUUCCAGCAGGGCUAGGGCCGCAAUCCAGAUGUGCUGGCAAAGGGAGGGAGGGCCGCGGAUGCCGUAGUGGAUGAACAGCGAUACGAAGUCAGCCAGCGAUAAACCCAGGAUGACGCUGCCGACAACUAUAUGGCCCUGCUCUUCUCGUAGGCCUUGCGACCCGAAGAGCAUUUCCACUCCCACCGCUGCAUCAGUGACGAAGUCCACGGCCAUCCCCACGACGGCCAGAAGUUUGUACAGGCGAACAAAGGUGAGGAAGUCCAUCCGUUUGAGCCACCGCUUGACCACCAAGCGGUACAGAAAGGGCUCUGUCUGCCGGGCCUUGGCUAUGCGCUCGGCCGUCGGUGAGGGUCUCCACCCUGCCCGGCGGCCGCAGCAUGAGAGCCGCUUGUGAUCGACGUCGAUUUCCUUUUCACCCGUCGGUGUGGUCGAUGCACUGAUAACGCGCGGCUCCGAGAUGGCAAUUAGCAAAGUGAACUGCAGAAGGGCCGCACCAGCCACCCACGCCAGUGCGCCGAAGCGGCCGGGGCCAAAGGAAUCGGGUAGCACUGAUAUGUAAACCGAACUGAACAUGAACCCGGAGAGGACAAUGAGGACAAUCAAGAAAUAGAUGACGCAUCGGAUGCCCCACCAAAGAGGCGGUGCGCACAGACUUCCCAAUCCAAUCAAGAGCAUCAGGGACAGCGCUGCGAAACUCACAAUCGCCAGCGACCAGUCAGGCAAACUGGGAAUCCCCAACGCCGGGUACCCAAGGAUAACAAGAAGGUAGACAAUACCGCCCGACCAGUAGACUGCAUAGAUCAGGAGGAGGCCGAUGAUGAGAAGGAAAUGCCUCACAGGGUAGUCCGUCAGCCACAAGGUCACACAGCCAAUCCGCAGCACCAGAAAGCCCCACAGAUCACCCUCAGGCGAAGCAUCCCCGUCGCCAGGUGGAGCCCGGCCGUCCACUGGGGUGGAGUUCGGUGUUGAGACCGCGGUGGACACGCCUGAUAGCCGAGCACCGCCCUCGUCAUCUCCUUGAGCCUCCGAUUGAUGCUCCGAUGACUCCGCUGGCCUUUUGUAAUUCGUCGUGACGUCCACUUCAGAAGCUGAUUGUCUGAGGACGUCUGGAGGAUCAGCCGAGGCUGGAGCAGCGACGCUGGCGAACGUGGGCGGUCUCAUGCGCAAUUUGGGUCGGCG
This is a messenger RNA of Vitrella brassicaformis, 2027 nucleotides long. Lineage: Eukaryota; Vitrellaceae. The record is from the annotation of a GenBank genome assembly.